GCGGGCGCGGCGGCGGCUCCGGCCGGGUCUGUCGGGGCGAGCGGGAGCAGCGGCGGCACCGCGCGGCCGAGAUGCCGCUCUUCGCCCCCAACCCCUUCGAGCAGGACGUGGAGAAAGCUACAAAUGAAUACAACACCAGUGAGGAUUGGGGGCUUAUCAUGGAUAUAUGUGACAAAGUUGGAAGCACUCCCAAUGGAGCCAAGGAUUGCCUUAAAGCCAUCAUGAAGAGAGUAAAUCACAAAGUUCCCCACGUGGCUUUGCAAGCACUCACACUUUUAGGAGCCUGUGUCUCAAACUGUGGGAAAAUAUUCCACUUGGAAGUGUGUUCCCGGGACUUUGCCACUGAAGCUCGAGCUAUAAUAAACAAGGCUCAUCCAAAAGUGUGUGAAAAGCUGAAAACCCUCAUGGUGGAGUGGUCAGAAGAGUUCCAGAAAGACCCACAGUGUAGCUUAAUAUCUGCAACCAUCAAAUCCCUAAAGGAAGAAGGGGUCACUUUCCCUGCUGCUGGAUCCCAGGCUUCCACCAGUGCUGCUAAGAAUGGCUCCUCAUCCAGUAAAACCAAAGAAGAUGAGGAUAUAGCUAAAGCUAUCGAAUUGUCUUUGCAAGAGCAGAAACAACAGCAAAUAGAAACCAAAUCCUUGUACCCAUCUGCAGAAAUCCCACAAAACCCUCAGAGCCUGAGGAAGGUGCGAGCUCUGUAUGACUUUGAAGCUGUCGAGGACAAUGAGCUCACCUUUAAAAGUGGAGAAAUUAUUUUUGUUUUGGAUGACAGUGAUGCCAAUUGGUGGAAAGGGGAGAACCACAGAGGAGUGGGGCUGUUCCCAUCCAAUUUCGUGACCUCUGACCUGACCGUGGAGCCCGAGGCAGCAGCUGUGGAUAAAAUCUCUGUUCCUGAGGACACUGCAGAAGAAAUUAAGAAAGCAGAACCUGAGCCAGUUUAUAUUGAUGAGGAUAAGAUGGAUAAAACACUGCAGGUGCUUCAGAGCAUAGAUCCCACAGAUUUAAAGCUUGAUUCUCCAGAUCUGCUCGACUCAGAAGAUAUCUGCCAGCAGAUGGGUCCAAUGAUAGAUGAAAAACUAGAAGAGAUAGAUAGGAAACAUUCCGAGUUAUCCGAGCUGAACGUGAAGGUUCUGGAAGCUCUGGAGCUCUAUAACAAACUGAUGAAUGAGAGCCCCAUGUACUCAGCCUACUCCAAACUCCAGCACCCUGCACAGUUCCCACCCUCCUCCUCUGGGGUCUCCGUGCCGUCGUAUCCUGUGCAGCCUCCCAGUGGGAAUUACAUGAUCCAGGGAGUCUCCAUGUCCCCAGGAUACAGCCUGGCCCCGGAGCAGGUGGGCCAGGUCAGGUCUCUGCCUCAGAGCAUCAACUCUGCAGCCACUCAGCCACCUCCAGCUGCUUAUUUAAGCCCCGGCCCCGAUCCCGCGCUGCCGCAGCCCUUCCCGAGUGUCCCCAGCGCCGGCACCGCCCUCCCAGCUGCCGGCACAGCUGCCUUCCCCCAGCACCAGAUGGGCAUGGCCGUGGACAUGGCAGCAUUCCAGAGCAACCAAGGACCAGGUUAUCCCGUGGCACUUCCUGCUCAUUCCCUGCUCCAGCAACAAACAAAUUACCAUCAGCAGCCUCUGCUUUAAACAGGCAGCGUUGAGGAGCGGCCGCCUGACCCAACGAUCUUCGUGAAGCCCUGCCAUGGAUAUCCAAGUGCAUUUUCCUUUCAAAUAACCCAACUCGCUGCGUUAGGGUGAUGCAGAGUAAAAAUAGGCACCAGCUCUGAUGGUUAUUUGCAUAUUUGCAUCCUGAACUAGAUUAGGGGAUGGUUUAAAAUAAUUCCAGAUUCCUCCGAGUCCCUUUUUUUUUCUCUCCUGCGCUUUCAAGAAAUGCCACUUGUGAAUCUUGAAAGAUUGUCCCAAAAUAAUUCUCUUUUCAAUGUGUUUCUGGAAGCUUGAGGAUGCUGAGACACUGUUGCUUUGCUCUGGUGUCUUCUGUAAUCCCUCUAUCCCAGUGGCUCUAGGGAAUCUCUGCAGUUCGGAGUCCCCUUCCCUCAGCCGAAGGACGCGCUGUGGAAUCCGAGCGAUCCCUGGGUCCAGCUGGAAGAGGAAGCGGUGCUGCUGAGGGCCACAUCCCUGUGGAAAUAUGAAAAAGAGGGGUUUGACAGUGCUGCCUCUAUGUUUUGGAAAACGCAGAGAACUGCUGUGUUUUCCUUGAGGAAAACAAGUUUUCCUAGAAUUCCCUGGUGUCUCGGCAGAGGUGGCACUGCCAGCACGAGGCUCCUUGGGAAGAGCAGGCAGGGGAUGCUCCCAGCUGCCUGUGUGGGCACUCCGUGGAUCCAAGGUGCUGAGCCAGGAACUUGCACAAAACCUCUUCCCAGUUUUCCUUUUUGGAUGGAUGUAGAAGUGAAGGAGUGUUAUAAUUCCUUGUGGGAAAGGAGGGGGCUGGAGAAUGUUUGAAGCUGCUGAAGACUGUGAGGAUCUGUUCCCUUUCCAAGGGGGAGCUGAGUGGAACAGGAAUCGUCUUGAUGGGACCAGGGGGUUCUGCCUCUCUUGGAUUUCCUUCCUCUGCCGCUGUGUCCGUGUCUAAACAAGCACUGACCCAGAGGAGCUCUUACACCACUUGGGAAAGGGGGAUUUAAGGAGGCACAUGCCAUGUGCUGGUGGGUGGGAUUGGGCUCCUGAGCACAUGGAAAAUGAGAGCCAUGUCCCUGGAGAAGGGAUUGCCUCGGAGCUGGGGACGUGUGGCAGUUGGUGGCUGAGAAAAGAAACCCAAGAAUUUCUUCCCUGAUGCACUUUUUAAAGGGUGGGGUUUGUCCUAGGGAGCACAUGAGCUGGAUUAUCCUUUGGGAAUGUGGGAUUUCUUUCUUUUCUUGUUUUAACUGCUGGGAGGGAAAAAAAAAAAAAUCACUUCAUCCUCCUAUUUACCUCCUCACUGGAGCAUGGUCACAUUUAUCCUGCUUUUAACAACCUCUGGUGAGUGAUAAUCUUGGUUUGGGGAAAUAAUGGAAGCAAAUCACUGAUAAAACCAUCUCCAUUAAAAGCAGGAAGCUCCCAGAUGUCUAAAUAAGCAUUUUUGAUGUGUGAGUUUCAUCCCAGAUUGGAACUCCCAGGCUGCUGAGUGACAAAACCCACCCUUCACUCAGCACCUCCUCGUUUUAUUUAAUUAUUUCCUAUCUUGACCUUAUAUUCACUUGCAGCCUCAUGCUCAUGCAAGAAGUGUUCAGCACCUGCUCUUUAAAUCACUUUUAAUUAAAAUGUGUGCAAUUGGAAGGAGGAUUUUUGUCUUUCCUUUGGACAUGGCUUUAAUUUGUCUCGAUCCUUCCCCUGGAUGUAGCUCAGUACAAAUAACACACGUGGCAAUACUGAAGCAUUUUGAUAACUUGUUCCUUGUGUCUUUUGAGGAAAUGAAUUGAUUUCAAUGCUGCUGUUCCAAAUUCUUAUUGUUUGGAGCUUUUAUUUGUCGGAGUUUCCUUUGUUCCCCGUUGCUUUGUGGUCAAACUAAACCUUGUUCUCGUUGCUAUAAAUUCUCCGUGUUUGUCAGGAAAUUGAGAUUGGUGUUUUUUUGGAUUCUGAGCUUUGGGCCAAGAGGAAUCUUCAAAUUGAGCCAGCCAGAUGUGAUUUGCUGAUGUUAAUUGUUAAGUAUAAAUAAUGUAUAUACUCAUUUGUCUGAGAUUUUCUACACAGCUCCACACAUGCCUGAACUUUUAUAAAAGCAGGAUUUGUCCUUCUGUCACCUCUUCUAUUCCUAACUCCGUGAUAUGCAACUUGUAGAUAGUGUAAAAUAAUUUAAUUAUUAUUAAACCGGUGUAUUUAGAGGGGGUUGGUGUUUCUCUUCAUACUUCUAGACAUGAUCAUAUUUAUUUUUAAGGCCUGAUUGUAACUGAACAUGCUGCCAAAGGAUUUCUCUAACUCCAGAUUUCUACCUUAGGUUUCUACCUGCUGUUUUCUAUCAGGAAUUCAGGGUGGAGAACUCCUGCUUUUUCAUAUAAACCCUUAACAUAGGAACCUGGGCGACUUUCUAAUGACACUUUUAUUGUGAUAGAUUUGUUUCAUGGGUGUUAAAUAUCACUGUUAGAUCCAUUUCCUUCGGUGGGAGCUGGGGACCUGUUGUGUCUGUUCAAUUUGUCACCCCACACGGAGUGGUCUGAGGGGUUGUGCUCUGUCACCUGGCGUCACCCACGCUUUGUCCCUCCAGUUGGCUCCGGAAAUAAUGUUAAAAAUCAGAUUGUUGAAACCUUCCAA
Messenger RNA from Corvus hawaiiensis (hawaiian crow), 4226 nucleotides. RefSeq names its product signal transducing adaptor molecule 2 (gene STAM2). The record is from RefSeq and is a predicted model, not a curated record. Gene Ontology annotation, cellular component: endocytic vesicle. Gene Ontology annotation, biological process: signal transduction. The transcript has 14 exons. Bases 72 to 1628 code for a protein of 518 amino acids. Lineage: Eukaryota; Metazoa; Chordata; Aves; Passeriformes; Corvidae. Gene Ontology annotation, molecular function: ubiquitin binding; phosphatidylinositol binding.